Anolis sagrei ordinatus is the source of this 597-nucleotide messenger RNA. NCBI's taxonomy places the organism in Eukaryota, Metazoa, Chordata, Lepidosauria, Squamata, Anolidae. The record is from RefSeq and is a predicted model, not a curated record.
CCAGUUAGGACAAAUAUGACUCCUACCUCAACUUGGGGGGCUUUGGUUUGUAUCUUUUGUCAAGCUGACUUGGCUGACAUGCACGUUGGUCUGUUUUACAGAUAUCCUGACAAAGGCUUUGAUGAUAAUUAUUGCCGCAAUCCGGAUGGUAAGCCAAGGCCGUGGUGUUAUACUCUUGACCCCAAUACCCCAUGGGAGUAUUGCAACAUUAAACCAUGUGAUCAGCGCAUAGAAAACAACUCUGUAUCACUGACUGAAACAACUGACUGCAUCAGAGGACAAGGGGAGGGAUACCGUGGUACUGUGAGCACCAUAUGGAGUGGUAUUGAAUGCCAACGAUGGGACUCACAGAUGCCUCAUCAACACAACUUCACAGAAGAGAACUUUAAAUGCAAGAUUCCUGCUGCUAUAGAAGCUCGGGUUAUCUGGAAACAUGGUCCUCUGCAGUGCUCAUUCUCCAUAUCUUGAAUUGAUCAUCUGUGUCCUACAAAAAGGCUUCAUUCUAAGCAUUCAUAACAACGAUGAAUUGAUACCAAGAAUCCUGUUACAGGGUAAGUGAACUGGAUUUCACCAUUUAUUUGUUUGGCAAGGUAGAAC